AUGGUUCCUGCACCACCGGUGACCGGUCGAGUUUAUACUUUAGAUCGCCAACAGUCAUAUAGAGCUUUGAACCUUGUUAGAGGUAUUAUUUACGUUAGUGGUUAUGACAUUGAUGUGUUGUUUGACUCUGGGGCUACGUAUUCUUUUAUUGCGGGUCCUAUUGUUGUGGGGCUAAACUUGCCCAUGUCUGAGCUUUCUCCACCUUUGAGGGUUACUACUACCACUAGGGACAAGUGUGAUGCUUCAUCUAUUUAUCAAGAUGUAGCAUUUCAGUUGGAUGGCCGAGAUUACUUAGCCGAUCUCUUUUGUCUAUCCACGGUCAACCUUGAGAUCAUCGUGGGCAUGUACUGUCUGUCCAAAAAUUAUAAGAUGAUUGAUUGCUGUGCAAAGAAGGUGGUGAUGUCUCCUUGUGAUGCCAAUGCGAGUUCUUCUCCCUAUUUGUCAGUGCUUCAGACUAGAAAGGCCUUGAAGGAAAGAGCGUAUGGAUAUGUCAUGUUGGGAGGUUUGGUGAGUAGGACACAGGAAGAUAUUACCAGUAUUCUUGUGGUAAGAGAGUUCAUCGAGGUGUUUCUUGAAGAGAUUCCUAAACUUCCACCACAUCGGGAGAUAGAGUUCUCUAUUGACUUAGUGUCUAGUGCGGGGCCUAUUUUAUUAGCUCCAUAA
Molecule: messenger RNA, 663 nt
Organism: Gastrolobium bilobum
Lineage: Eukaryota; Viridiplantae; Streptophyta; Magnoliopsida; Fabales; Fabaceae
Exons: 1
Coding region: 1-663 (220 amino acids)
Source: RefSeq, a predicted model, not a curated record